UCCAAGCUCACACAUUUAUUCUGUCUCUUCUUUCCAUCUCUUUCUUUCUCCCUGUUCCCCUGUCCCUAUUCUGUCUGUCUUGUGUCACUUUUUUCCUGUCUUCCUUGUAAUUCUGUCUCUCUCUUAUGUCAGGCAUACAUGCUCAUCUCACACCAACACAUAUUCUCAGUCACACCGGGUCGUACGUUUACCAGUCUUGUAUCAGUCUUCCUCCCUCUCCUCUGGUUUGCUCAAUCUCUUGGAUUUUGGCUGCUGGUCCUCCAUCAUAGCUAUUCUGCAUUUACUCCCUGGUUGUGCUCACUGCGUCAGGAAUCAGCAGCAGACCGAGAGGCCGUGAUUGGUGAUUAACUGUCGUAUCCCGUGGUCACGGUGAAAGAACACCACCCCCGGCAGGCUGGCCACACUCCCUCCCUCCUGCCUCCAUGUAUCCUGAAUCUACCACAGACUCCCCUGCUCGCCUCUCCCUCCGACAGACUGGCUCACCGGGCAUGAUCUACAGAAACCUUGGGAAGUCGGGCCUGCGGGUGUCCUGCCUCGGAUUAGGAACAUGGGUGACGUUUGGUGGACAGAUAACGGAUGAGAUGGCAGAGCAGCUGAUGACUCUGGCCUAUGAAAAUGGCAUCAAUCUGUUUGACACAGCGGAGGUCUACGCUGCUGGCAAGGCAGAGGUGGUGCUUGGAAACAUCAUAAAGAAGAAAGGAUGGAGACGUUCGAGUCUGGUGAUAACAACAAAGAUCUUCUGGGGUGGAAAAGCGGAGACUGAAAGAGGUUUAUCCCGAAAACACAUUAUAGAAGGUUUAAAGGCCUCUUUAGAAAGACUGCAGUUAGACUAUGUGGAUGUGGUUUUUGCGAACAGACCGGACCCUAAUACACCGAUGGAAGAAACGGUUCGAGCAAUGACCCAUGUGAUAAAUCAAGGCAUGGCCAUGUACUGGGGAACAUCCCGCUGGAGCCCAAUGGAGAUAAUGGAAGCUUAUUCUGUGGCGCGACAAUUCAAUCAGAUUCCUCCCAUCUGCGAGCAGGCUGAGUACCACAUGUUCCAGAGAGAGAAGGUGGAGGUGCAGCUACCUGAGCUCUUCCAUAAGAUAGGUGUGGGGGCCAUGACGUGGUCACCACUGGCCUGUGGGAUCAUCUCAGGGAAAUAUGACGGCAGGGUGCCUCCCUACUCUCGGGCCUCUCUGAAGGGUUACCAGUGGUUGAAGGACAAGAUCUUGAGCGAGGAGGGCCGGCGUCAGCAGGCGAAGUUGAAAGAGCUGCAGGCAAUCGCGGAGCGGCUGGGCUGCACUCUGCCCCAACUCGCCAUCGCGUGGUGCCUACGGAACGAGGGAGUGAGCUCUGUCCUUUUAGGGGCGUCCAACACCGACCAGCUGAUGGAGAACAUAGGAGCGAUACAGGUUCUUCCAAAGUUGUCAUCGUCCAUCACACACGAGGUGGACAGCAUCCUGGGGAACAAGCCGUACAGUAAAAAGGAUUACCGCUCCUAACGCGCAGCACGGCUCCGCCCGGCAGGGCUGCACCCGGGCUGCAGCCGCAGCGCCCCACCUUUGCCUGAUCCUCUGUUUGCUUGAGCUUUUACUGAGUGAGACCCUGGCGCAUGAGUCUGGCCACACCAAGGCCACCCAGGGCACCUCAUUUAGAGUUACAGGGAUAAGAUAAGAAAAGGGGGAAAAAAUACAGUCACCUCCAUGGGAAAGGAAAGGGAAGGAAGACAGAAGUGGAAGAGAGGUUAGGGAUAUGCGCUCAUACUUAAAUCAGUUAUACAUUCAAUUCAGCUGAACGUAUUUUAAAAACCGUAGAGAAAAAUACCUUUUUAAAAAAAUAAGCACACGCUUGCUUGGCAGCCAGAUUUCUUUUGAUUUUUUUAAUUUGCUUUUAUUUCUAAAACUGAAUGCAACUAAAAGGAAGAUUAAGUUCAUACUGUACGAAUAUACGAGAAUUACUCUGUUGCACAUGUACCAUAGCCAUGCAUUUGUUCCUUGGACGUUUACAAAACACCCGUGUACUUUACAAGUCCGUCAAGGUUUCUCUGAAAAACCUUUUGUCUGUGUUGUUGACAUUGUCCGUGUACGAGCCUCCUCGCGGGGCUUUAACAAUCAGCACUUUAGUAUUGACAGUAGGUGUCGGAGGUAGUUCUUAGGAGGGGAGAGGAUGGGUAUUACACGUCUUAUCUCACAGCCAUUGCACUAUAGAAUCAUAUCUCCUCCUCCUCAUCCUCCCUUUGUGUCUUCACUGGCGGUGGGUUUGUCCAGCCUCAUGCUCCGGCUCUCCUGUUGAGUCAGGAGCAUAGGCCGACGUGUCAGGGCAACUCGUCUGCCACUGAAGAAAUUAGCUAUUUAUUCACCCCCAACGGUCGAAACUGCAGUCCCGUUCAAUCAAAUGCAGUGUCGUGCUUCACUGUGUCGCCCAGCCUCCGCUCGCCGCUCUCAGGCUGCAGCUUUACUGUGCAGGAAGUGGUCAUAUCAGCUCCGGCUCCACAUGUCAUGGAAACUUCUCCUUGAUUGGAUUCUGUUCAUGUAUUUUGCCUUAUUUACAGUUGCAUCAGACUGCGCUGUGGGUUUUGGCGUAGGCGAGCAGCUCGACAGCUGCCCCUUUGGCCGGCUGGUCUUGUGUCCCCAGUAAAUACUGGAACACUGACUGGAGGAGGAGGCGGUGUGUUCAGUCAAUCAGCAGGUGGCAGCAGCUCAGGGAACAGAGCAGGUGGUUUUAGUCGUGUGUUGGCGUGCACAUGGUCUGGAGGUUGUAUUUACUCGUCUGUCUUUCUUUCAUGUGUGGACACUGGGCAGGACCAGUGACAUCUUAGUGUGGCUUAAGCCAAAGAUUUUCUUCUUCAUCUCUGAGUGUUUCACUCUCACUUCCUGCAAGAUUAUAGAACUCAUCUUGACGCAUGUGCUGUCCGGCUUGUUAUCUAUCUACGGUAUGGACUUUACUCCAUAUAUAUAUAUAUAUAUCUCUCUUUACCUGACCACGCUGUUAUACUCGCUAACAAAUAUGUCCUUCAUAUACAGAAUGCAAAAGUACAGCUACACGCUUUAGGAUCGGUAAGGUUCUUUUCAGAUGACGUACGACCUGAGAUGUGUCAGAAAUAUUACUGCAGAAUUUGACACCGCCCUAUAUCAUUGUUUCUCCUUUGGGUGCUCUCUUACUGUGAUUAAAGCACAAGUGGAUAGCAUGUGAUUCAUCCUCCAAGCAUGGACCCUCUUCAGCCAGCCCACAGUAUGUUCCUACGGGACAAGCAAGGUGGCGCCACUCCGCUUACUAACACGUCGCGUAGCUAACGCAUCUUUACUAACAGCUCAUAGACUAUUGAUUCUUAGCAGAAAA
Molecule: messenger RNA, 3321 nt
Organism: Plectropomus leopardus (leopard coralgrouper)
Lineage: Eukaryota; Metazoa; Chordata; Actinopteri; Perciformes; Serranidae
Source: RefSeq, a predicted model, not a curated record